AUGAAGUUCUUCACCGCCGCCGCUGUCCUCUCGGCAGCCGUAUCGGAAGUCUCUGGACACUACAUCUUCCAGCAGCUAUCCGUGGGGUCGACAAAGUACGACGUCUUCCAGCACAUCCGGAAGAACACCAACUACAACUCUCCCGUGACUGACCUCGCCUCGAACGACUUGCGAUGCAACGUCGGCGGUGCCAGCGGCGCCCAGACUACGGUGGUCAACGUGAAGCCCGGCGACGCCUUCACCUUCACCCUCGACACGGCCGUCUACCACCAGGGUCCCAUCUCGCUCUUCCUGUCCAAAGCGCCCUCUCACGUCCAAGACUACGACGGAUCCGGAAAAUGGGCCAAGUUCAAAGACUUCCUCCCGACCUUUAGCAACGGCCAGGCAACUUGGCCAAUGAGACAAACCUACGAGUACAAGAUCCCGACGUGCCUCCCCAACGGCGAGUACCUCCUGCGCGUCCACCAGCUGGGCAUCCACAACCCCUACCCGGCCGGCAUCCCGCAGUUCUACAUCUCGUGCGCGCAGAUCAACGUCACGGGCUCGACCGCGUCCGCGAGCUCGUUUGUGCCGACUCUGAGUAUUCCUGGUGCCUUUAAGGAUACCGACCCCGGGUACACUGUCAAUCCGGGAUUCACGUCGUAUGUGGCUCCUGGUGGUGCGGAGUGGACUUGCUGA
Colletotrichum scovillei is the source of this 678-nucleotide messenger RNA. RefSeq names its product fungal cellulose binding domain-containing protein. Lineage: Eukaryota; Fungi; Ascomycota; Sordariomycetes; Glomerellales; Glomerellaceae. The transcript has 6 exons. Bases 1 to 678 code for a protein of 225 amino acids. The record is from RefSeq and is a predicted model, not a curated record.